GAUCUGAUUCAUCAUUAAUUAAUGUCUUAUGUCUAACAUGAAUAAAUUUCAUGUACAAUUAUCUCAUUGAAAGAAUGUAUGAAACGAUAAAAAAAGCUUUAUACUUUAUUUGCAUGACAUUUUUGGCCAAUAUGAUAAAAAUUUAAAUGGCACAAAUGAGGUACCAUAUACGUAGUGCAAGAAUAAAGAUCACUGUCCAUAACCAGUUAGGCUAAGAAUAUCGCCCAAGUAACUUUCAGUUUCUACUUUAAACACUUGGCAUUUAUUUUAAACAAGGAAGGUAACAUGAGAUCAAAAUGGAAUCUAGAAAGAAAGAGAACGAAAUUUCUACGGAAACAGAGCUUUAUCAAAGACAGCCGACUCCUUUCAAAGAUCAUGAAGAUGGGCAAAUAAAAAGAUCUCUUGAUGCCGAUGGUACAUUUCUAUGUAGAGGUGGUAAUACUGAUAAAAACAAUGGAAGCGAAACAUCCAUACAUAAUAUCAGCAGUGUAUUUUCAAAGCAUUUGAGUCUGCCUUUCAAUCGAGGAUCGAUAGCCGGGAAUGAUAUUUUUGAACCUAUUUUAGCGGUACAUUCCAAUGAAUACAUAGAACAAAAAAGAGAAGGCAUCAGGCAAAUUGCAAAAGAUCUAAAUCCGACAAUCAGUAUACCCAAAUUAGAUGGUAACCCGUCUCUCUCAAGACCUAAGUUGCCAUUUCAUCCAUGGAAUAAGUUUUUCUGCUAUCCAAGUUUAAAUCCAGAUGUUUUCUUGAGUGAAUUUGAUGAAACAUUUGAUCCCCGUGAAAGACAUAAUUGUCAGGAAACAUACAUUCCUGAAUUAAAUAUCGAAAAUCAAAUUGUAAAUUUUGAGCUGAUUAAUUUUGUGUUGAAAGAAACUGAGGAAACUUUUCAUGGGGGAAAAUCUCCUGAAUAUGAAAAGAUUUGCACAGACGUGAGAAUAAUUUUGGAAAAUGUUUGUAAAGAAAUGGCAGUCCACCAUCAUGUUUUCAAAAAUUAUUCUAUCAUUGAAAUGGGAAGCAUGGUUGAAGGAACAAAAUUUGGUGACCCUGACGAGUUUGAUUUCAUGAUAGAUCUUCCAAAUUUAAACCAAUCUCUGGAGUUUUAUACUGAAGGCAUUAAUACCUUAGGUUUAAAGCAUGAAAACCGAGUCGUCCGUGUGAAAAAUAGAAACGUUUUUGAAGACUUUAAAGAUCUCUCAAAAGAUUUAGCAGAAGGAGGAGACGAUAAAAAAUUUAUGCGACGAGUCUGGAAUGAAAUUCAGAUAGAACUAGCAGACGUCAUGAAGAAAAAUACAUUACCUGGUUGGAAGUGGCUGGACACGGUUCCAGCAUUUACGUCAACCUUAGCACAGACAAACAAACUGCUUUGGAAAGGGAACAUUUACAGGCAUUUAAUCGUGGACUUGGAUAUCUGUAUUUCCUUAAAACCUCCAGAAUUCGAAACACAUAUUGAUUUUAAUCAAGACAUUUUAGACAAAUCUCGACCAGGUAUCAGCACCAAAGGCAAACGAAAAUACAACCGAAGAGAAGAAAACAUUUACUUGUUAUUACAGUCUGAUGGCGAGGCGAGAUGGACCAGAGCACUUCUAGAAAAAGAAAUAUGGGCGAGUUUUCCUGAGCAGGAUGGAAGGAAAACAAUUUUGCAGUCGCUUAAAUACUUUGAUCAAAGAUAUAUACCAAAACGGUAUAACGAAAUUCUCUUCAGAAUGGAACCGGCUAUCCCUUCCUACUGGUUAAAGACAAUUGUGUUCUAUUUAAUGGCUUGGUAUUAUGAAGAUGCAUGCUGGACAAAAGAUAAUUUAUCUUUUCGCUUUUAUGAGGCUUGUAUUAUUUUGAAGGAAUGUUUGUACAAGAAAAACUUAUCGAGUUUCUUUGUACCAGAUAACAUCUUAGGUAAACUGUGUCCAUUUGGAUCAGAAGAUGAGAAUUACAAGAAACUUGUGAAAGAUGUUCAUAAAGCAACAGAGUAUUUGGAAAUGCCACAGAAAUUUGAUAAAAAUGAUAUAAGAACAAUUGAAACUGAGAUAGAAAUUCAUAAUUCUGACGAAAGGGACAAGGGUAUAUUUGACUCUGUUAUUGAAUUGUGUUAUUUGUAUGCCUUCAACGACUUUGCAGAUGAAAAUAGAGAAGCUUUGCAAUCUUUCUUAGAUGGAAUGGGAAAUGAACAGUUUACACUUAUAGGUGAAGGAAGUGCGCUCAAACUACUCUACCUAGAUUCUUCAGUAGACAUCAAUUGUCAAAUAGCUGAGAAAUAUGGCGAAACAAAAUUAUAUUUCUCGUAAAAUUGCUACAGAAGAAAAUGAGCGUAAAAUACAAUAUAUUAUUAAACUGAAGUAAAAUUAUUGUUCAUUAUGUUGACCUAACUGGCAGACAAUUUUAUAUAAUAUCUUAAGAUAUGAGUAGUAUAUGAUUUCUUCCAAGUACACUGUAUGUGAACUACACGUAGAAAAAAUAUAAACAUGAAUAAAUAUGUUAUCUUUUUAAAUAAUAUAGGAACUAACGCUGUAUCCAUCAAAAACGCAAGUAGAUAUCUGGACCGUUGGUUACCAGUAAUUGAUUUAGUGCACUAGUAUAUUAUUUCACGUCCCGUACAAGAAAUGUUAACUCAGAUAGACAUUUCACCUACAUGUAUACCGGUAAAUCUUUGCCCGUGACACGGGGCAGUGGUUUUCGUUCCUAUCAGAACCUGCAAGCACUUCGUCUCGAGCGCUUGCUGAAGAACAAGUUGGUAACUAUUUAUCGACUCGGGUCUAUCUCCGCCAGAGUUCGAAAUCAUAGCCUUUUUUCAAUGAACGAGUGCUCUAACGAGUCAGCUAUCGUGACGGCAAACCAUUGGUUUAAAUGACAGUCCUGUUUAAGUAUUACCGUUGUGUUUAGAGACUGGGAAUCACAGAUCUAGAUAAGACAAUGGAUAGAAGUAAACUUUACAAGUCGGAAAUGACGAAAAGAGUGCUUCAAAUAAUCUAGACUUAGUUGUUUAAAUUGUAAGAUGAAAAAUACAAUUAAUCAACCUUUUUACGCCAAAGAUGUUGUUAUGUCUCUUAGCAGUAGAAUCAUUCAGCCACCUAAUUUGAAGUGUCUCAAUAUUGUACUGUUGUGUUGCAAUAGAUGGUUUUCUAUUGAGGGCAUUUAAGUGAGUUAUUUCCCCAUGGCCAACAUAUUGUAGGUCAACAUUCCCAGAUCCCUUCAUUAUUCAACCAACCCCAGUUUGUUAUGCUGGGUACUGGGGUAAUGAUUACACUUUUUUAUGAAUAUACCUCUGUUAAAGGCUCUGUUAAUUCAUAAUUACAAGAUUGAAAAUAUUUCGACAAAUGCAUCUAUGUUUAAAAUUGGUUGCUAAAAAUUUCACUUCUUUGCCUUACAAGGUGGCGGAAAAACUCCGAGGCAUAAUACGUCAUUUAAAAACCAUCUACUACAUCUCUUUGGGAGUUUCAGACUGGGACUGUGAGCAUAAAAGCAUAUCUAAGGAUUUUCUCUAAGCUUUCUGGAAAGAUCCGAGAUCGUAGUUAAAAAAAUUGAGUUUAAUGAUAAUUGAAUUUUGAAAUCUAGGAUUUUGAGACCUCGGUAAGUAUAACUGUUUGUACAUUUAGGUAAAUAUUAGACAAGUUACGAAAAACAUCAUCAUCAUAUAUAUUUCCAGAUCAUAAAACGAAACUAACAUGUUACAUUUUAGGUAUAGCACUAUUUCAAGAGCGGUUUGAGGACGAGCAUGCGUAUUCCUUAAAAACAGAGUAGCGAAGUUGUUAGUUCUAGAGAGCUCUAGUAAAGAUACAUAUACAUUUAUAAUUUUUAUAAUUAUUUAUAUAUUUAUAUAUAUAAUAUAAUUUUUAUUAUGUUCCUCUGAAAACUAGAAAAUUUAUCCGAAAUUUAAAAUAUUAUUUUAUUUUUAUCGGUAACAAAAGGUGUUUACAGUUGUAUGAAUUAUUCGUGGUAACUUACUAUUCAACAUAUGAUAACAUCGGACCAAAUCAUAAAUAUCUGAAUAGAUAAAUGUAUGAUAUUAUGUCAGAAAUAAAAAAAAGUACAACGAACAUUAUUAAAGCAUGUUUUAAACUCAAUGGUCUUUGCUUCAUAUACUUAUACUUCAUCAUUAUGUUAUCAAA
This is a messenger RNA of Saccostrea cuccullata (small rock oyster), 4100 nucleotides long. RefSeq lists its product as uncharacterized. The transcript has 2 exons. NCBI's taxonomy places the organism in Eukaryota, Metazoa, Mollusca, Bivalvia, Ostreida, Ostreidae. The record is from RefSeq and is a predicted model, not a curated record. Bases 297 to 2279 code for a protein of 660 amino acids.